AUGGAUUCUUCUCACAACGCUUGGGCCUCUUCAACCUCUGUCCCUCCAACUGUCCGCCGUACCAAAAAAAAAAGUUCAACCACUGCCGACAACAGCCAAGCAGCGCUUAUUGAGAAACUUGCCCGCGAGAUCAAAACCCUCAAAACCAACCUCAACUCGAAAAAGUCCGCCUCGAAGUCAAAGGGCAAGUCUCCUGCGAACUCUGCCGCCCAUGAUUCCGGCCCGUCCUCCAGCUAUGCCCCGGCUGCCAAGACAAAGGCCCCAGCGCCAACAACCCCAAAAAGAAACCAGCGAGCCACUUCGGCCCCGCCCGAAUUCAUGGGGCCGCCAAAACCCCGCAAGUCAAUUCCUGAGACACCUGCCGCCAAACCUUCCCCCAAGAGACACCCUCAACAAAUGCAAACGGGCGACUUUCCUGCAGCCUUCGGACCAACUAAGACCGCAUUAUUUGUACACAUCAAGAUUCUCUGGGACCUCCUCAAGCAGGACUCGGUUCCUCGGCCCCCCGAAUUAAGCACCCUGGAAGGAUUUUACCAACGCUUCAGACAAGCCGAGCAGAUCAAAGAGGCCGUCCGAUCUGGCUCUGCAAGCCAAGACGUUACCCAAGUCCUAUGCUUGAGAGAUGCUCAGGGUGGUCGCAUCCAAUACGGAAAAUCGAUCAUCCACCUUGGAAGCAAUUUUGUUUGCUAUGCUCAAGGAAUCUUGGCUCAGUUGGGCUUAAGUGUCUGGUGCCCCAACUUGGACAAAGACUUGGCUUCCCUCUACAAUGCAGCACAUCGAAUUGCUGCCCUGACGACAUUCACCAAGCUUGCAGCAACUCCAGCAUUCACCAAGCUUGCAGCAACGGAUUGA
Messenger RNA from Puccinia triticina, 852 nucleotides. RefSeq lists its product as uncharacterized. Lineage: Eukaryota; Fungi; Basidiomycota; Pucciniomycetes; Pucciniales; Pucciniaceae. The coding region runs from base 1 to 852 and encodes 283 amino acids. The record is from RefSeq and is a predicted model, not a curated record. The transcript has 2 exons.